Molecule: messenger RNA, 738 nt
Organism: Coffea arabica (coffee)
Lineage: Eukaryota; Viridiplantae; Streptophyta; Magnoliopsida; Gentianales; Rubiaceae
Product: rust resistance kinase Lr10-like
Biological process (GO): protein phosphorylation
Molecular function (GO): protein kinase activity; ATP binding
Source: RefSeq, a predicted model, not a curated record
AUGUUGCUUUCUUCUUCUAUUUCAGUUCUGCUCAUUGCAGCAAAAAGUGUCAUUGGCAUUGCCCUCUUGUGUGCUUUUCUCCUUUAUAGGUGUCAUCGGAGGCAUUUAUCGAGGUAUGAUACAAUAGAAGAUUUCCUACAAACAAACAACGGCCUCAUACCCAUUAGGUAUUCAUACAAACACAUAAGGGCAAUGACCAACAACUUUAAGGAGAAAUUAGGUGAAGGAGGCUAUGGUUUGGUUUACAAAGGAAAAAUGCGGAGUGGAGAUGUAGUUGCUGUCAAGAUGCUGAACAAAUCAAAAGCUGAUGGGCAAGAAUUCAUUAAUGAAGUCACAACUAUUGGACAAAUUCACCAUGUGAACGUGGUUCGGUUGGUAGGAUUUUGUGUUGCUCCCUCGAAACAUGCCCUAGUAUAUGAUUACAUGCCGAAUGGCUCUCUGGAUAAGUUAAUUUUCUCAAAUAGUCAAAAUGGUCAUCCAUUGAGUUGGAAGCAAACUUGUGAGAUUGCAAAAGGAGUUGCUCGUGGGAUUGAAUACUUGCAUCAGGGGUGCAAUAUGCAAAUUCUGCAUUUUGAUAUUAAGCCGCAUAACAUCUUACUUGAUGAGAAUUUUGUUCCAAAAGUUGCAGACUUUGGACUCGCAAAACUUUACUCGAUGCAAAAGAGUGUUUCAAGUCUUACAGUUGUCAGAGGAACAUUAGGUUACAUGGCUCCGGAAUUGUUCUACAAAAAUAUUUGA